Messenger RNA from Chenopodium quinoa (quinoa), 1292 nucleotides. RefSeq names its product protein MAIN-LIKE 1-like. The transcript is spliced from 2 exons. NCBI's taxonomy places the organism in Eukaryota, Viridiplantae, Streptophyta, Magnoliopsida, Caryophyllales, Amaranthaceae. Gene Ontology annotation, biological process: meristem maintenance; meristem development. The coding region runs from base 60 to 1292 and encodes 410 amino acids. The record is from RefSeq and is a predicted model, not a curated record.
ACAAUUUCUUCUCUCAAUUCUCUACUUCCACUUUCUCUCUCUAAAAAACUUUCCGAGCGAUGUCGAGGCGGCCCGGCAAGGAAGUGGCGGCACAGGCGGCGGGUGGACAGCGGUUUUCCGGCGAGAAGGCAUCGUAUUUUCGUUCUGGGGCUGGGAAGAGUAUGGACAUUAUGAGAAGUACGAUGAACUCAAUGGAGAGCUCGGGGCCCAGACACGUUAGAUCCCGUGGUAUUUCGGCCUCGGCUCGUAGAGAACGGGUGCACUAUUCUGAGGAUGAUGAAGAUGAUGAUGGUGAUGAGGAGGAGGAGGAGGAGGAUGCAGAUGAGGAUGUGGACGAUCAGAGUGGACCAUAUGAUGAUUACGGUCCAUUCAGUCAGAGGCUUGAUGAUGUGUAUGAGACGCGUAGGGUAGACGUGCGUAAGGGUAGAGAUGGUAGAUUUGUUAGUAGAUCUGGCACAUCAUCUGCGUCCACUGUGUCUGCGGUUAGCAGAAAACGGUCGAGGGCCGUUAAUGAUUCUUGGGUGGUGAGGGGCGAGGUGGCUGGGGGACCUAUAGACGGGAGUGUGAUUCCUAGCUUUCUAGGACACAUCGCUACCCGUAUUUGGGAGGACCAAGAGCGGGCUUUGGAUAGCGGCAUUUUGAAAUGCCAAACCCGGGAGAGGACUUGUAACUUCUUGUGUAGUUGGGCUGAGGCUUGGCCGGAGGAGAGCGAGAUGGUCGGCCGAUUGAGGGCCACUAGAGUGAGCCACCUUCCUGCCACCAUGCAUGAGAGGAUUGACUCGACGCUGAUCACGGCUUUCGUUGAGCGAUGGCAGCCGGACACGAACUCUUUCCACCUUCCGUUCGGUGAGAUGACGAUCAUGUUGCAUGACGUCGAGGCCAUCCUUGGGAUUCCCGUAGAGGGAAACCGAGCAUCUGUUGUCACAGAUGCGGAUCAGGCAGAUUUAUUGGCGGAGCUGUUGGCGGUGGAUAGGGCUGCGCUGUACACAGCGGCACUUGGUGUGUGGGAUCACGGCGGUGUUAAGAUCGCAGCAGUUUUGCAGCGAUGUUUGCACCCCACUUCACGUAGGACGCAGGACACACAGCUGGCUGCAUAUGUUUUUCUUCUUCUCGGGUGUACCUUGUUUCCGGAUAAGAGCGGAAACAAGCUCAGGCCACGCGACAUAGUUGACGCGUGUGAGCCCGACAGAGUAGGCCAGUUUUCUUGGGGGUCGGCUACAUUAGCGUACAUGUAUCGCCAGUUAGGAUUCUCGAGCCGGGCAUUAGACUUUUUGAGGAGAGGGACAACAUGA